This is a messenger RNA of Vidua chalybeata, 6752 nucleotides long. It is a transcript of the gene SLC22A23, whose product is annotated as solute carrier family 22 member 23. Gene Ontology annotation, biological process: transmembrane transport. The record is from RefSeq and is a predicted model, not a curated record. Gene Ontology annotation, cellular component: membrane. Lineage: Eukaryota; Metazoa; Chordata; Aves; Passeriformes; Viduidae. Gene Ontology annotation, molecular function: transmembrane transporter activity.
CGCACGGUGGUGGCAGUGGUGACCGCGUCCGCAGCCCGGGCCGCGGAGGGGCCGGCGGGGCCCCUUGCUGCAGAGCCAGAUGUGCGGGACGCGGGGCUGCGAAGGGUCGGCGGGGAGGUGCUGGGGGCUGCCGCCGCCGCUGCUGCCGCGGCCGGGGGGGAGCCCUUAGCCGUGCGGGAAGCGGGGAAGCCGUGUCGGGAGCUGUUAUUUUCUUCUCCUCCUUCCUUUGCCUUCCCUCUUCUCCCUCCUCCCCCUCCUCACCAAAACCGGGAGAGGAGGCGUGUUCGGUGCCUUGCUGCACCGGUUUUGCUUGGUUUGUUGUUGCAGGGUUUGGUUCUCAGGGUGGCUGGUUUUUUUUUGUUUUUUCUCUUUUCUCUUCCAACCUCCCCGCCUUCUCUCUUCCCCUCCUUUGGCCCAUCGCAUGCCAAAGGAUCCGGCUCGGAUCCGGCUGGAUCCUUCCUUUGCUUUUCGGCGGUGCCUCUCGGAAGGGGGAAGGGAGGGCUGGGAUGAGUGCAGCUUGACGCACAGGCGAGGAGCGGGGGGGCACCGCCGGCAGCUGCGGCGGUUCGUGGCCGCAGGCUGCGGGUGAGAAACGGAGAGAGCGAGGGGCUCCCUCGGUGUCUCCCCCUUUCUUCGCCCCUGUCUUUCCUCCCUCUCUCCCUCCCCCAUCCGUCUCCUGCCGGGUCCGGCUGGGAGCGUGUGUGCAAUAUCUUACGUUGCAAGGUGUGCGUGUGUGUGUGCGCGGAGCAGAGGGAGGGAAGGACUCGCGAGGGAGCCGGGGCUGCCCCGGCCCCCCCUAUGUGAGCCUCCCCGGGCGGCUGGAUGGCGAUAGACCGACGCCGUGAGGCGGGCGGCGGGGGCCGGCCGCUGCCCGAGGAGAACGGCUCGGUGCCGGGGGCCGUGGGGGGGGGCGCCGCCCCCCCCGGGGCCUCCCCCGCCAACGCCGCCGGGGCCGAGAUCCAGGCGCUGCCGGUGCCGCCGCCCGCCGCCGCCUGCAGCCCGCUUCUCCUCGACUACGACGGCUCGGUGCUACCCUUCCUUGGGGGGCUGGGCGGCCGGUACCAGCGGACCCUGGUGCUGCUCACCUGGGUCCCGGCGCUCGUCAUCGGCUUCAGCAAGUUCUCGGACUCCUUCCUCCUGGACCAGCCCGACUUCUGGUGCCGGGAGGCGGACGGGCAGGGCAACUGGAGCGGGACCCUGGCGCCGAUCCACGCCAACCACAGCGGCAACGGGAGCAUCUUCCCUCCGCCCGGGCUGCCCACCCCCGCGGGGGGCAACGCCAGCGAGUGCGGCUGCCGCGAGUGGCACUACCGCAUCAGAGCCGGCCUCGUCCAAAACGUCGUGAGCAAGUGGGAUCUUGUUUGUGAUUCUGCCUGGAAAGUCCACAUUGCUAAGUUCUCCCUGCUUGUAGGAUUAAUCUUUGGCCACUUGAUAACAGGAUGUAUAGCCGACUGGGUUGGUCGACGGCCUGUACUGCUCUUCUCUGUCAUAUUCAUUUUGAUAUUUGGACUGACUGUGGCACUCUCAGUGAAUGUGACCAUGUUCAGCACACUCAGGUUUUUCGAGGGAUUUUGCCUGGCUGGAAUAGUCCUCUCCCUGUACGCACUGCGGAUAGAGCUCUGUCCUCCCGGGCACCGGUUCAUGGUCACCAUGGUGGCAAGCUUCAUCGAGAUGGCGGGGCAGUUCCUCAUGCCCGGACUGGCUGCCCUCUGCAGGGACUGGCAGGUCCUCCAGGCAGUCAUCAUCUGUCCCUUCCUGCUGAUGCUGUUUUACUGGGUUAUUUUCCCAGAGUCUCUUCGGUGGUUGAUGGCUACACAACAGUUUGAGGCAUCCAAGGAGCUGAUCCUUCAGUUCACGCACAAGAACAGGAUGAACACAGAAAGCGACAUCAAAGGAGUGGUGCCCGGGCAUAGGAUGGACGAAUCAGUGCAUAGGAUGGACGAUGAUGUGGGAAUGAAGCUCUUGUCUGUACCUCAUUUGUUGCAGAAUUUGGAAGAGCUGGAAAAGGAAAUCACCAGGAGACCAAAGAAAGUCUGCAUUGUUAAAGUGGUGGGAACAAGGAACCUGUGGAAAAACAUCGUAGUGUUGUGUGUCAACUCGCUGACUGGUUAUGGCAUACACCACUGUUUUGCAAAAAGUAUGAUGGGGCAUGAAGCGAAGAUGGCGAUUACCCACAACUUCUAUGCGGACUACUACACCAUGGCUGGGAUUGCGCUGGCAUCCUGCCUGGCCAUGUGCCCUGUGGUCGGGUUUCUGGGGAGGAGAGGAGGACUCCUGCUCUUCAUGAUACUUACAGCUCUGGCAUCACUUCUGCAGCUGGGCCUUCUCAACUUGAUUGGAAAAUACAGUCAACUUCCAGACUCAGGUAUGAGUGACAGUGUCAAAGACAAAUUCUCUGUUGCGUUUUCCAUCGUGGGUAUGUUUUCUUCGCAUGCUGUUGGAAGCCUCAGCGUGUUCUUCUGUGCUGAAAUCACACCCACAGUAAUCAGGGGAGGUGGGCUGGGGCUGGUGCUGGCCAGCGCGGGCUUCGGCCGCCUGACCGCCCCCAUCAUGGAGCUCCACAACCAGAAGGGUUACUUCCUCCACCACGUCAUCUUUGCCUGCUGCACACUCAUCUGCAUCAUCUGCAUCCUACUGCUGCCCGAGAGCAAGAACCAGAACCUGCCUGAGAACAUCCCGGAUGGGGAACAUUACACCCGGCAGCCCCUCCUGCCGCACAAGAAGGGGGAGCAGCCCCUGCUCCUGACAAACUCUGAACUCAAGGAUUACUCUGGCCUCCAUGACUCAGCAGCUGUGAGUGACGGGAUCUCGGAGAACACCACUGCCAACGGGAUGAAGUCGAUGAGUUGCACUUCGGGCAAAGGUGUUUUGCACAGAUUUUACAAACCAGUGAUGGAGCAGACACAAACUUAGAGGAAUUCAACUCUGCUACUAAAGCAAAUUUUGGCAUCUUCAACAGUUGUGCAGAUUAUUCUUGAAAAGUGUUGGGGGAAAAGACUCAUUUAAGAAAAGACCUGACUGGCAGUAGCCCUUCAGAACUCGUUUUUUCCUGCCAUUAAAUAUGUAUAUUUAUUUUGAUUUAUUCUCAAGAAGCACUUUAUUUCCUUUUCCUUUCAUAGAUCACAAAAAUGAAGCCAUCUUUUAAGAGGUGCAGCCAUUCCAAGAAAGAAACCAUGGGGGGAGGGGGAGUGUUGUUUUCUGUUUUGUUUUUGUGUUUCUUUAAAGGAAAGAGGGAUUCACUGCAAAGUUGAAUUGACUUAGACUUGUGCAACAUUCUUCUGCCUGUCUAGAAAGGCCCAGAUUGCCUGCUGUGUUUGUAUACACUAAAAAAGGAAAAAAAAAAAAAAAGAGAAAGCAAAGCAAAAACUGUUGUGACUCAAACUCUGACUGCAUUUUAGGCAGCUUAUAUUUGUCUUUAUAGCCCACGUGCACUUAAAAGUUACUCUCUAAAUUAGUCCCUUUUUGUUUUCACUAAAUGCAUUGGAGAAAAUCCUACCCCAACAAGCUGGUUUUUCAAUAAGAAUCAGCUUUCUGCAUUUUAAGAAUAUAUUCAUCUAUUUUAGGUGGUUGCCACUGGUCCUUAAUUAUAAUGUAGAUGAUGCAAAUGAUUUGACUAAUGAUGCAAAAAUGAGUUUUGUCUAGAAUGGUUAUAAUUAUCAGGAGGCCCAGGAUCUCUGACUGCUCCAGGAAAAAAGCACAGACCAGCAGUGACAAAUAAUAAGGAGCAUGGGCAAUGAUCUAUACCUUUAUUCCAAAAGGCAGCAUAGCUGGAAUUUCUGCUCCUGGGAAAUGAGUGUCCUGGUAUUUAUUGUCUUAAAUGUUUUUAGAAUCAGGGUUUGGGCUUUCAAUUUAAGUGGAAAAAACUGCUUAAAUGACUGUUGGAAAGGAAUUAAUUAGUAGCCUGUGAAUAAUGACUUACUGAACUGUCUUGGGCUCUUAUGUGUUCUGGUUCUGACCCAAGAAUAUACAAUGAACUCACCCUUAUUCCCCCACUUUCCCAACUGCUCUUGUAAGAUUUUAGUUCAGGAAAAAAAGUUUACUUAAAUUUUAUUAAUUCUACACAAAGUGAACAUCCAGUUUACCUCCUGCUGUGCAGAUGGCACUUUGAUAGUGGCCACUUGACUUCUCUCCUCCAGCCCCCAAACUAUUUCCUUUGGCCAUUGGCUUUUGGUUCUCACUCAAACGUGAGGAUCUAGUUCAAUGCAAGGACCUUGUAAACAGCUUUCUUGAAUUGUAGUUAACUCUCCCCUCUCUCCCUCCCUCUUGUCCUUUCCCACUCAGGCCAUCCAUUUGUGAUUGCUCGGUAGUGCAGACAUUCAAGCAGAGAAGCAGGAUGUCAGUGUUGUACUGAGUGUCCGUAUGAUUCCCACUUUGUUUGAUGUACAUCUUGCGUUCGUAUGCAGGGAAAGUGCUCAUUUGCACUCUCCUCCUCUACCUUCCCUCCCCCUUCCUCCCUUGCUGUAUAUAUUGUCGAUUAACUGCUGUACCUAACAAUUUCCAUCCUCCAUUAGGCUGCCGAUGUCCUCUUACAGUUCCUAAUAAAUCAAAGAGCCAUGCUUCCCGGCAGGCCAUGCAGUAAAGUAGCACAGCCUCAGACGCUGACGGAUGCAAGGGGACAGGCAGACCUACAGAAGCAACAGAGGUGGUUGUGUUCAGAGUAACAAUGUUGUCCUAAAGCUGCUAAUUUUUACAGAGGAUGAUGUGGACAUUUGGGUUCUUCUUGAGCCUGGUAAGAAACACUGGACCAGUUGAUGGUAGUUUUGCCCAGGGUUAAACUACUGGUUUUUUUCACCUUUGCUAAACUUGCUGUGACAGCAAGAGCCUGAUCUUCCUUACACUCAAGUUUUAUUGUUAGGCUUGAGUGCGGCUGUUUCUUUUUGUUCUGUGCCGAGACCUUUGCAGUCUGUGUUCACCUGAGGAAAGAACCCAGCCCUUCCCCACUCGUGCAGUAUUCACACACCAAAUUUGUGCAGUACCUUUUGCCUUCAAUGUGAGAUGCUCGUUGCAAGCCACACAUGUUCGGGGGACGAAAGAAAUGGGUUCACAACAAAAAGCUGAAGAAGCAAAGCAAGGCUUCAGGGAAGAGAAAAAGGGCCUGAGAGAGGAGAAGGUGCAAGCGCAGAGGCAGAAAGCAGCACCCUGCCAUCCAUCGUGCUGUGGAGCCAGUGGCUCCUUCCUUCAUGGUCUUCUUCAUGGCCCUUGUGCUCAAGCUGUGGUACAGCUCUUGCAGACCAUCCACAGGCCUGUAAACCUGGCUGCUUCCAGCACUGUCAGUGGUCCUGGUGAGCUCACCGCUGUUGUCCACAGCGCUUUAUCGUUUCCUAUUCUGGUGGUUGCUCUCCGAUGACAGACAGGCACAGGGAAAAGAAUACUUGUUUAAACAUAUCAACAUUUAGAUAAUAAAUACAUUAGAUGACAGGAAAAUGCAGCAGUGUUUUUGAUUGUUUGUUUUGUUAAGAAAAAGAUCUUAUUAAGUUGAUUUGAUUUGCUGCUUUUUUGCUUGAAACCAGGUAGUCGGUACUGAUCUGCAAUGAAGGGAGCCCCAGCUUCUCUAGUCAGUCUGGCCCUCUGCCUCUGUCACAAUAAAGUAAAAACUAACUUCUGCUUUGGCAGUUCUAGUUUUGCUCCUUUUCCUGAAAACAUGAACACUUCUGUGAUGAUUAUGUUCUUCCACACAUGCUCACGGAGUUGGAAAGCUUUCACUAAACCUAUCUUUUGUGGAGGAGCCAGGUACCAGGUGAUGCAUCAGGGCAGAAAGGAAGCAUGGGGAUGCUUGCCCUGCAUUGUCUAGUCCUGCAGCAGGACAGGACUCUCUGCUGGGGUCCCAGCCUGCUGCACCAUUGGCUCCUUGGCCAUGUCUCCUCUGCAGCCAUCACCAGGAAAGGCUUUUCUCAGGUGGCUCUUUCUGGCCACCACAACAGGAAAAGCAGUCCAAGCUGUCUUGUCCAUUUUUGGCCUUUUUCUGUGAACCUUCAGUAACCUCUAAGCCCAUCAGUAGAUUUUUCUUUGGGUUUACCAUUUAAGGGCUUUCUCCAUCUUUGUAAGUUCAAACAAAAAUGUGAAGUGACAUUAUGCUUGAUCUUGGGGGCUUUGUCCCCCUUGUAAGGUUUCACUACUGCUUUUGUUGCUGGACACACUGCAAAUGGAUAACAUCUGUUUGCAAGUGUUGUGUGGCCACUCUGAAAGGGGGCUGUGUGAUUUACUUUUGGGUUUCACUGAGCAGGCUUUUUUUGUUGUUGUCCUUUUUAGUGGAAGUAUUUUACUUAACUGUUGCCAUUUCCUGGAGACAAACACUUUAUUGGUCACCAAAUUGGAAGCAGAAGUGCCAUUAACUGAACUCUGUGAAUGUCAAGUCAAGUUGCGCCUGUAGCCGGCACAUAAGACAACACUAUUGAGUGGGGGGACGAUCUCCCCCACUGUAACUUUUUUUUUUUUUUUUUUAAGAAAAAAUGGAAUUACAAACCUCAUUUUAAAUGUAUUGUGUAAACUGUUUCGGGAAAGGAGUACGGUGUGUUUUGUCUAGUGGGCGAGAUCUCCCUCCCCAUUUCAGUUUCUGAUGAAGUUUUAAAGAAUCUUGUUACUGUAUGUUUUGAUCAUUGAAUAGUCUGGUGGUGCUUCCUCAUAGCACAAGCUUAAAUCAAGUACUGAAAACAGUCUUACAAGCUAAAUGUCUGCAUGAUGUUACAUCUGUUGUACCUACUGAGAAGAACUUUGUAUGUAAAUGUACAGAAUAAAACGACGAUGUCCCAUCA